This is a messenger RNA of Prionailurus viverrinus (fishing cat), 2162 nucleotides long. RefSeq names its product pseudouridine synthase 3 (gene PUS3). Gene Ontology annotation, cellular component: nucleus; cytoplasm. NCBI's taxonomy places the organism in Eukaryota, Metazoa, Chordata, Mammalia, Carnivora, Felidae. Gene Ontology annotation, molecular function: RNA binding; pseudouridine synthase activity. The record is from RefSeq and is a predicted model, not a curated record. Bases 382 to 1824 code for a protein of 480 amino acids. Gene Ontology annotation, biological process: tRNA pseudouridine synthesis; mRNA pseudouridine synthesis. The transcript has 6 exons.
CAUAGGUCCCAGAUUCUGCUUUGUCGGAGGGGAAAUGGUGGUCAGACUAGAAAAUAUUAGGCAGAUUUUGGCGUCUCUCUUGGAACUACAUUUCCCACAAGGGUGGACUACAUCUCCCAUGAGACCCUGGGCGCGCGCGCAGAAGACGCAAAGUGACAGCUUCCUGUCUCGCGAAAAGCUGCGUGGUCGACAACCGGAAGCUGUUUUCCCUUGAACAAGCAAACUGUUUCUGCUGUCCCUCUGAUGGCUUCAAACGCUACAAAUGACAAUCUCCAGAUUCUAGAUGUUCCUCGUUGGAUUAGAGGCAUCAAGAAUAGAACCAAUUUAAGGUAGAGUGGACCUAUAUGAUUUCUUUAUCCCUGGGGUUGGUUGUCUUUUAUCAUGGCUGAAAGUGACAUAGACAGAACCCAAACUGUCAAACUCCUAAAAAGAGUACAGGAACUGGAGCAGGAGGUACAGAGACUUAAAAAAGAACAGGCCAACAACAAAGACUCAACCGUGAGAGAAAAUUCUUUAGGAGCUGGAAAAGCUAAGCGUGCAUUUGAUUUCAGUGCUCAUGGUCGAAGACAUGUAGCUCUAAAGAUAGCCUAUUUGGGCUGGGGAUACCAAGGCUUUGCCAGUCAGGAAAACACAAACAAUACAAUUGAAGAGAAACUGUUUGAGGCUCUAACCAAGACUCGACUAGUAGAAAGCAGACAGACAUCCAACUAUCACCGCUGUGGGCGAACAGACAAAGGAGUCAGUGCCUUUGGACAGGUGAUUUCUCUUGACCUUCGUUCUCACUUUCCAAAGGACAGGGCUUCAGAGGAUUGUAAUUUAAAAGAUGAAGUCAGUGAUGCUGCUAAAGAGAUCCGCUAUACCCACAUUCUCAAUCGGGUACUCCCUCCAGACAUCCGUGUACUGGCCUGGGCCCCUGUAGAACCUAGCUUCAGUGCUAGGUUCAGCUGUCUUGAGCGGACUUACCGCUAUUUUUUCCCUCGUGCUGAUUUAGACAUUGUGGCCAUGAACGAUGCAGCUCAGAAGUAUGUUGGCACACAUGAUUUUAGGAACUUAUGUAAAAUGGAUGUAGCCAACGGAGUGAUCAAUUUUCAGAGGACUAUUCUGUCUGCUCAAGUACAGCUAGUGGGCCAGAGCCUGGAUAAGGAGAGAUGGCAAGAACCUUUCCAGUUAUGUCAGUUUGAAGUGAUUGGCCAGGCAUUCCUUUAUCAUCAAGUACGCUGUAUGAUGGCUAUCCUUUUUCUGAUUGGCCAAGGAAUGGAGAAGCCAGAGAUUAUUGAUGAGCUGCUGAACAUAGAGAAAAACCCCCAGAAACCUCAGUACAGUAUGGCUGUAGAAUUUCCUCUAGUCUUGUAUGACUGUAAGUUUGAAAAUAUCAAGUGGAUUUAUGACCGAGAGGUUCAGGAGUUCAAUGUUACCCACCUACAACAACUAUGGGCUAAUCAUGCUGUGAAAACUCACAUGUUGUAUAGCAUGCUACAAGGACUGGACUGUGUUGCAGUACCCUGUGGGACAGGACCAGAGAUGGAUGGAAUGAUAGAAUGGAGAAAUGUUAAGCCCUCUGUCAUAAAGCAGACCAGUGCCUUUGUAGAAGGAGUGAAAAUGCGCACAUAUAAACCACUAAUGGAUCGCCCUAAAUGCCAAGGAUUAGAAUCCCGGAUCCAACAUUUUGUACGUAGGGGACGUAUCGAGCACCCACAUUCGUUCCUUGAGGAAGAAACAAAAGCCAAAAGGGACUGUCAUGAUAUAAUGGAGGAAGAAAAUACUCUUUUGGAGAAACCAACAAAGAGAGUCUGUGUUGACACAGAAAUUAAAACCAUCAGUUAACCAUAAGAGAAUCUAGGAGGCAACAAGCAGCUAGUGGUAGGUGGAGAGAAAGAAAUACAAGAAAAAUACAAGAAAGUACUACAAGAAGACCUAAACAUUCAGAUUAUCAGCUCUUUGAAAAAAUAAAACAAGAACCCCCCCCCCCAAAAAAACCCCAAACCAAAAGAACAUUAAGCCCUGUGAAGGAAGCUCCUACUUGAGUAAGAGAAUUCAAGCAUUCUCAUUCCUGUCCAAAAGGAUUAAGAGAUGGAAGAAGCAAAAAGCAAUUGUGAAAUGGGGUUUACAUACAUGUGGAAACCUGUGCCUCAAAUUCAUUAAAGCCUGAUCCUACAAGUGUC